Messenger RNA from Lottia gigantea (owl limpet), 1432 nucleotides. RefSeq lists its product as hypothetical. Gene Ontology annotation, molecular function: chitin binding. The transcript is spliced from 3 exons. The record is from RefSeq and is a predicted model, not a curated record. The coding region runs from base 213 to 902 and encodes 229 amino acids. Gene Ontology annotation, cellular component: extracellular region. NCBI's taxonomy places the organism in Eukaryota, Metazoa, Mollusca, Gastropoda, Lottiidae.
CAAAUACGAAGUAGAAUCCUCUUGAAAUCUUCUAGUCGUGUUCAGCAUUUCUUCAUCCCUUGCGACAUGAUCGUCAAGGCACAACUUCUUUCUAGUUGGCAAACAAUCGCGAUUGUUUAAACACAGAGUCAUAUAAAUUCAAACACGCUUCUCAAAACGACAGCAUUUUACAUUUCUACAUUAGCACGUAGGGUCUUUUAGUUCCUAUUACCAUGGCAAGGAAUAUCCUUGCGAGUUUAGCUGGCUUUUUAGCCAUUGCGUCGUGUAUUUUGGCGGCGGACUACUACUACGACGAAGUUAUCUGUCAGAAUGUACAGCCCGGUUUGUGGGCUAGAGAUGACCGUGAUUGUAUGGUAGCACAUCAGUGUGGCUUUGAUGGUGAAGUGGUUCAGUCGAUACGCUGUAAUGCCAGUCAAGUGUGGUCGAAAUUAGCCUCAGCUUGUGUCUGGGAGUGGGAUCCUGACAGGGAUGAUUGUAAUGGAUCACCACAAGUACCUCUUCCAAAUGACAUCAGAUGUAUCAACCCCACUGGUAACAACCCAGAUCCUAACGACUGUUCACGAUUUGUUUCUUGUACCAAUGGUACAUUGAUCGCCAUUCAGAGAUGCGGAGAUGGUACUUUAUACUAUCCGAGAAAUAACUCAUGUGAAUUUGCACAACAUGUUGUAAAUGAAUGUGGUAGCAGAGCACUUCCAGAGUCGGUUGUUAUUCGUGAAGACGACCCAAUCUGUACUCACGAAGGUCAAGUACCAGAUCCCGAGAGCUGUAUUCAUUUCAUUUUAUGUCAGAAUGGACGACGAACCCAGAAAAUUCAGUGUCCCCAUGGAACCGCUUUCGCCAGCCACAGUGGACAAUGUGAAUGGAAGAGCGAAGUUGAUUGUGGAUCCAGGAUUAUGAAAUAGAGGACGAUCUGCACUUUUAGACUUUCUACGAUCUCAGAGAUUUCCAUCUCUCCAUGUUGUCAGCCGUGUUAAUAUGAUAAUAUCCUAGGUGACAUAUUAACAUUGGUUUUAUUUUUUCUGCCCUGUUCACUUUGUUUAUCUUUUAUAUUUUCAUAUUUGCUUUUCAUUUUAAAUGCAUUAUCAAGUUCAUUUUACUUGUAUUUUUUUCAAUAAUUUACUUCAUCAAUAUUUGUCUCAUUUUUCAGUUUGAUUUUCCAAUCCCUCUCUUCUAUUUUUCUAAAAUCAGCCAUUUCAACAUUAUUAUUUUUCCAAACCCUUAUCCUUUUUAUCAAUUGUAGUCCAAUAUUUUGUGAUUUUACAGGAGAGUACUUUUGCUAGUCAUAUUUGUGUUUCGAGUAACGUAGGUUUACCACGAUAGCUGCGUUAUUUUCUCAAUUUUUGCCCUGUGUGUAUAAUGAAGACUUAUUUUAUUAGCAAUGAGCCUUCAUUUGUUUGCUCUUUGUUGUUUGAAAAAUAAAGGUGAAAACCUC